AUAGAUAUCUGGCUCUCGGCUUUCGGCUCGGAGGGGGCGAAGGUGCAACUUUCUUCGGUCGUCCCGAAUCCGGGUUCAUCCGACACCAGCCGCCUCCACCAUGCCGCCGAAGUUCGACCCCAACGAGAUCAAAGUCGUAUACCUGAGGUGCACCGGAGGUGAAGUCGGUGCGACUUCUGCGCUGGCCCCCAAGAUCGGCCCCCUGGGUCUGUCUCCGAAAAAGGUUGGUGAUGACAUUGCCAAGGCAACGGGUGACUGGAAGGGCCUGAGGAUUACAGUGAAACUGACCAUUCAGAACAGACAGGCCCAGAUUGAGGUGGUGCCUUCUGCCUCUGCCCUGAUCAUCAAAGCCCUCAAGGAACCACCAAGAGACAGAAAGAAACAGAAAAACAUUAAACACAGUGGGAACAUCACUUUUGAUGAGAUCAUCAACAUUGCUCGACAGAUGCGGCACCGAUCCUUAGCCAGAGAACUCUCUGGAACCAUUAAAGAGAUCCUGGGGACCGCCCAGUCUGUGGGCUGUAAUGUUGAUGGCCGCCACCCUCAUGACAUCAUAGAUGACAUCAACAGUGGCGCUGUGGAAUGCCCAGCCAGUUAAGCACAAAGGAAAGUAUUUCAAUAAAGGAUCAUUUGACAACUGGUGGAAAAAAAAAAAAA
Molecule: messenger RNA, 657 nt
Organism: Cercocebus atys (sooty mangabey)
Lineage: Eukaryota; Metazoa; Chordata; Mammalia; Primates; Cercopithecidae
Product: 60S ribosomal protein L12
Exons: 1
Coding region: 101-598 (165 amino acids)
Biological process (GO): translation
Cellular component (GO): cytosolic large ribosomal subunit; ribosome
Molecular function (GO): structural constituent of ribosome; large ribosomal subunit rRNA binding
Source: RefSeq, a predicted model, not a curated record